AAUCACCGCUCAGUUCAACGUCAUCAUCGAGCGCCAUCAGGGAGCGUGUCAGAGUCCGGACCACGUGAACUGUGUAGACUGUCAAAGUCUCCGGGAGCCCAAUUUCCGGAAGCGGUGAGUUCUGAAAGAAGUUCCUGCACCGUAGUUCCCCAAGUCUGCGAAUCCCCAGCCAUGAGCGCCUCGGGCGUAGUGUCCUUUACCCAGCAAGGAUGGGAGCAGGUGCUGGCCAAAGUGAAACGGGCUGUGGUUUACCUGGACACCGCCUGCGCCGAAAGCCUGCACUGGGGCUGCGGAUCCACCUGUCUCCUGGAGGCGGUGGGGGGUCCUGACUGUCACCUGCGAGAGUUCGAGGCCGACGCAGUUGGUGGGGGAGCCAAGCAGCCCAAGGCGGUGUUUGUGCUGAGCUGCCUGCUGAAAGGCCGGAACGUGGAGAUCCUACGGGACAUCAUCUGCCGCAGUCACUUCCAGUAUUGUGUGGUGGUCACAACCGUGAGCCACGCUGUCCACCUCACAGCUAAUCAUGUCCCAGCAGCGGCAGCGGCCGAGAUGGAGGGGCAGCAGCCGGUGUUCGAGCAGCUCGAGGAGAAGCUGUGUGAAUGGAUGGGCAACAUGAACUACACGGCCGAGGUGUUCCAUGUCCCAUUGUUGCUUGCCCCUGUUGCUCCCCACUUUGCCUUAACUCCAGCCUUUGCAUCCCUUUUCCCACUGCUACCCCAGGAUGUGCACCUCCUUAAUAGCGCCCGACCGGACAAGAGGAAGCUGGGAAGCCUGGGUGAUGUGGACGCCACUGCCCUAACCCCAGAGCUGCUGCUGCAGAUCAGAUGCCUAGUGUCAGGCCUCAGUUCUCUGUGUGAACAUUUAGGAGUACGGGAGGAGUGUUUUGCUGUAGGUUCCUUAAGUCGGGUCAUCGCUGCGGAUCUGGCCAAUUAUACCCCUGCAAAGAACAGGAAGAAGACUGCUGCAGGCAGGGCAUCCGUGGUUUUUGUGGACAGAACCCUGGAUCUCACAGGAGCAGUUGGACAUCAUGGAGACAACUUAGUAGAGAAGAUCAUUUCAGCACUUCCCCAGCUCCCAGGCCACACAAACGAUGUGAUGGUUAACGUGGUAGAGCUCACUGCACUCCAUACUGAGGAGGAAAAUUAUAAUGUGGUUGCACCAGGCUGUCUUUCACAAUCCAAUGACACCACAGCCAAAGCCCUGUGGGAAGCUUUACUGAACACUAAGCACAAAGAGGCAGUGAUGGAAGUUCGGAGACAUCUAGUGGAAGCGGCAAGCAGAGAAAACCUGCCAAUCAAGAUGAGUAUGGGGAGAGUCACACCGGGACAGCUCAUGUCCUAUAUUCAGCUCUUCAAGAACAACCUCAAAGCUCUAAUGAAUCAUUGUGGCCUCCUCCAGCUUGGGCUGGCCACAGCUCAAACGUUGAAACACCCACAGACUGCCAAGUGGGACAACUUUCUGGCUUUUGAAAGGCUCCUUCUUCAGAGCAUUGGGGAGUCAGCAAUGUCCGUUGUGUUAAAUCAGCUGCUGCCCAUGAUUAAGCCUGUAACCCAGAGAACCAAUGAGGACUACAGCCCUGAGGAACUGCUGAUCCUUCUCAUAUAUAUUUAUUCUGUCACUGGAGAGCUCACAGUAGAUAAAGACCUGUGUGAAGCAGAAGAAAAAGUCAAGAAAGCAUUGGCUCAGGUCUUCUGUGAGGAAUCUGAAUUGUCACCUUUGCUGCAAAAAAUUACGGAUGGAGUGGUUUCCAAGCACCGUUCUGCAAGCCAGAAUCACCUGAGAUGGUUGUUAAAAAUACAGCUUUACAGGUCCUACCCUAGACCUACUGAAUCAGAAAGCUGAGGAGGCCUGUCUGAAGAUCUGUGUGGAACUGGAGCAGUGUGUUCUGUCUGGAGCUCCCUUGAUCAAGCAUGAGGAAUGGCUUUCCUUUGAGACAUCAUCUCACUUGAGCUACCCAGCACCUUGCCCUUUCUUCUGGAGCAAUUAAGGUCCUAGAUCAAUGAAUGGGGUGAGAGUUGUGUUCUUGGAGGGGAUCAGUGGAGGUUUUGGGUUUUAGUAGCAUUUUGGGCAUCAACGAGCAUCACCUCUUAUAGGCACACAACUGGCAACUUGCUAGCAAUGUUUGUCAGUGCCUCCCCCCAACCCCCAUCUCAUGUUAGCAGCAAGGUAACCCUUAGGGCACUGGUUUGGCUGUUCCCUCAGCUGUCUCUGGCACUGGACAGUCCCCACUGUGGAUUUCCAUGGUCUCACAGUCACCUAUUCAUGCAUUCCCUCUCUCUUCCCAUUUCCUUGGCCAAACCGGAAACAUUUAAAAACCUAACCUGGGAGUGAGAAAGCUCUAUGUGUACACAGCCUAAUCUUUUUGCCCUUUGCUUAGAUUAAUGUUGUUUAAACUUAAUGUUCAAGUGUUUGCAAAUCUUGCUUUCUGUUUCUGCAGAAAAUAAUUCAUGUCUAGCUAUCAGGCUAGGAUAGGGUGGAAAUGGGGGGACAGAAACAUACCUUGCAACAGGAGAAAUGAAAAUGAAAACUGUAAAUAUCCGGCAUGCUAUUCUUCAUUGAAAAUGUGAAUCUGUAAUGAAAAUUUUGUCUGGAGAGAGUGGGUCAGCAAAGAAGUCCUUCAAUAGCCAUUUAAUAGGAGCAGUAAGGAGUAUUGGACAGGAAUUUUACAUAUGCUCCAAAUAAUCUCACAGUUCAGAAAUAAGCCCUAAUUUUUUUGUAUGAAUAAGCCCUAAGUUUAUUAUGUUAAAAAUAUAAAAUAAUAUAAAAUUAAAAAUAAAAAACAUGAAAAUAAUAUAAAAAUAAGUUUACCAUAAUAAUAUUAAACAUGAAAACAUUUAGAGUAAGUACAGCUGCCAUUUACUGAGUGCCUAUAAAAUGCCUUGUGUACUUUCCCUCAUUAUACCUCAUAGCAAUCCUGUGAAGUAGGUGUUACCACCCAGUUUACAAAUGAGGAAGACUGGGCUUAGAGAGGUGAACUGACUUAUGUGACAUCACAAAACUAUUAGGUGAAAAAAUUACAAUUCAAAUGUAGGCCCAUCUGGAGUCAAAGUCCGAGUUCUUUAUGUCUGCCUGUAUUGCCUACUAAUUCUGGACCGAGAGGCUCCGACAUUCCCUCCCCACCUAUUUAUUCUGCUUAUUUCUCUUUGUUUAUUGUGACACAGCUGUGCCAUUUAGUGGCUGAAGUUCUUGGCAGGACAGGGUUUAUGCUGAGGCUCUUCCUUCCCUUUCAUGGUGAGUGAGCUGGGGCUUGUCACCAUGUCAGGGUUCGGAGGUCAGAGUUCAGGAUUUUUUUUUUUUUAGACGGAGUCUCGCUCUGUCACCCAGGCUGAAGUGCAGUGGCACGAUCUCAGCUCACUGCAACCUUUGCCUCCUGAGUUCAAGCAAUUCUCCUUUCUCAGCCUCCUGAGUAACUGGGAUUAUAUGUGCCCACCACCAUGCCCAGCUAAUUUUUGUAUUUUUAGUGGAGAUGGGGUUUCGCCUUGUUGGCCAGGCUGGUCUCAAACUGCUGACCUCGGGUGAUCCACCCGCCUCAGCCUCCCGAAGUGCUGGGAUUACAGGCAUGAGCCACUGCGCCAAGACUAGGGUUCAGAAUGUUUUUUGCUUGGCACCAAAGUAAGUGAGUCUUGGGAAGUUUAUUCCUUAGGUGAUUCCAUCAGGUCAGUAUUGGGUUCAAAUGGAUAAUGUGAUGUGAUGAUGGCAGCUGAAAUUAAAAGCAAGAACUCACUUUGGGGGAAAAAAAAACAAGAAAAAUAAGAGUGACCUUGGUAGCUGCUUAUAUUAGCAUUCUUGAUUAAUGUCUGCUUUUAAAAAAUCACACUGGUAAUGCAGCUAUAAUCAUUGUACCAGUCACAACCAAUUAGUUAUGUUUAUGUAAUAUGAAACAAUAUGCAGGCAGGGCUGCCUGGGAUCCCACUUUCUUCCACAAAGGGAGUCAAGAUCACAUGGAUUGCCGCUUCUGUCUGUGCCUUGCCUUUGCAGGACACUAUUCUGAUUGCGACCAGGUCUGUUACGUAAGCACCGCAUUCAGUCUGCUCUGCCAGUAAGUCACAAAGUUACUUCUUUUGUGGACGUGGAAGGGACCUGAAAGAACUGUCCAUAACAGCAUGUUCCCAAUUCAAUCAGCCUCUAUCCUUCUACGCCUCAGAAAAGAAACUGGAUGGCAGACUCAUAACCAGCAAGCCCUAGCUGUUCUGGAGCCCUGUUUUGUUUGGCCUACUCAGUGUUUGUGAUAACUUUCGUUUGGAGCCCAAACUUGAACAAUAGAGACUUCACAUGAAUAGCUGGAUUUUGUUUGUGUGUUUCUUUUUGAAAAAUGCAAGGAAUGGUAGGAAUUGGUUGGAGUUGAAUCAUGGUUGCCCCUUAGAAGGGGCCUGUGCUCCCAGCCCACCCCAGAAUCAAUCCCUUUCAUUCUCUUGUGUUACAUGUGGGCCCUUAGGUGCAGUGGAGUUUAUGGCCUCUGCUUUCCCUUCACUGGCAUGUUUUCCCUCCACCACCCUGUUGGUGGAAUACAAGAUUAUAAUGAGCAACAGUUCUGAUCAAAUUGGAAAUAGUUCACUUAUCAUUGUGUCAAUUUUUUGUAAACAGGAACUCAAGAUCCACACAGUUAUAAGUGUCCUUAGAGGCCCAGAAAUGUAUCAAGUACCAGAUAUGGCACAUAGUAGCCGCUUGGCAAGCGUCUAUUGAGUGAAUCUACGAAUAGAACUCCUGAGUGUGUGGGGACUCAGGGUCAUUUGUUUGGCUGGAAGAAGAGACCUUACAGGGCAGUUUGGGAAUAUUAAUGACACUCUUUAAGUACACAAAGAGUUUGGAUGACAGCUAGCAAUUUUUUUUCAUUUCCAUAAAAUACAGGAUUUUAUUUUUAUUUUGUGAUGGGAUACCUUGGCCGCGUUAUACCAACACCCUUCUGGGGGACAUUAAACUUUGGUGACCUUAUAAAAUUUCAAUAAAUUUUCUUUUUCUCAUCCAAGCAAAAUGUCCUCUUGGGUUCAGUUGGGUGUGACGCCUGACAGUCUCUCUAACCUGAUACUGUCUAUUUCUUCCAGUGUGGACUGUGAAACAGGGACCUCUGUGUCUUUGUGCCCCAGAGACAUUUGGUGUUAACCAUGAACGCUUAUACUGUUAAUAACAUUUAGGUCCUGUCCUACAAGGAAAAAUACAAGUUAUUAAUGCUUCUAUCACAGUGAUUUAGGACUAGGGCUUCACAGAUUGACAGGGUUUGAAUCUUCGUUCUACUAUUUGUUCAUCAUGUGGCCCUGAGCAAGUUAUAUCUCAUUGCUGUGCCUUAAUUUUCUCAUCUGCAAAAUGAGUAUCCCAGUAGUAAGAUCAUAGCAUAGUUAGAACAACGCCUUAAACAUAACCUCCAGUAAAUGACAGCUGCCACUCUGGUGGUAAUAAUGAUAGCAGAAGUGAUAUCUGUCUUAAAUUAUAAAAAUAUGCCACUAAGAACUUUUUUUUAAUUUGGUUUUUUGUCUCUUUUCCCCCAGCUUUAUUGAAGUAUAAUUGACAAAUAAAACUGUGUGUAUUUAAGGUAUAGUUUUUGUCAAAUGCAUUUAUUACUUUGAAGAUUGCACAGCCCUUUUGUCACUAGACUAUAAAAAUAUUGGAUACAUUUUCACCCAUUAGUGUAUGAUUGAGUUGGAUUUGGUAAAACAGGAACCCUUCAGGUAUGCAUAGAAGGGGCCCCUUGCUUUCCUGGUUCUGACAGGCAGAGGAGGCCUGUUUGAGGGAAGGUAAUUAUCUUCCUGCAGUAAUUACUUUUCUAUAAAAAUCCAACACUCUCUCACCCCUGAUUACUGAAGGAAAACAAAGCUCUGGUUUCUGUAUGAGCUCCUUGUAGUGAGAGGCCAGCGUUGGAAUGUGGUGUGAUGUCACUGCUGAUUGGCCCCAGGGUUCUGGGUUUCAUCUGUGUUAUUGGAAUACCUCAAUUUAUCUGUUUUCUACAGGGGAUUACAGCACUCUUCAGGGGUUUGGAAAGUUCUGAAAUGAAAGCAUACUUCAGGGGUAACACAUGCCUAUACCAAACACUGGCAGUCCUCACAGGGCUAACAGUAUAUGCUAACCUUAUGGAGACUUUAUUUUUUCUUAACCAUCAAACCACAGGAGUUUUAAGCUGGCUUUAUUACCAUCUCUUCCUCUGAUCCACUCCCUUACUUACUUUGGGCAGAAACUUUAUUUUAUUUUUAUUUAUUUAUAUUUUGAAACAGUCUCGUUCUGUCGCCCAGGCUGGAGUGCAGUGGUGCAAUCUCAGCUCACUGCAGCCACUGCCUCCUGGGUUCAAACGAUUCUUGUGCCUCAGCCUCCCGAGUAGCUGGGACCAUAGGCACCCACCACUACACCUGGCUAUUUUUUUUUUUUUUUUUUUUGAGAUGGAGUCUCGCUCUGUUGCCCAAGCUGGAGUGCAAUGGUGCAAUCUCCGCUCACUGCAACCUCUGCCUCCUGGGUUCAAGUGAUUCUCCUGCCUCAGCCUCCUGAGUAGCUGGGAUUACAGGUAUGCACCAUCAUGCCUAGCUAAUUUUUGUAUUUUUAGUAGAGACAGGGUUUCACUAUGUUGGCCGGGCUGGUCUUGAACUCCUGACUUGAAGUGAUUUACCUACCUCGGCUUCCCAAAGUGCUGGAAUUACAGGCAUGAGCCACUGUGCCCAUCCAGAAACUUGAUUUUAGUAGCAAGAUUACAAAUGUUUAUGUUGGGCCUCUUCUUUCCAGUUACUUAAAAAUGCAUUUCAAGAGUCUACCAAGUAACAGUGAAUUCUAUCAGACUUGUUUCCCAAAGUGGCUUUUGUUCCCCUAUGUGAUAUGGAUACCACUGAAACAAAAGCCUUUUAUUUUAUUUUUUUUUACGUAGAUGCAUUGUAGAUUAUAAGAGGGAAUAGAUAUAGUAUGGCAGUUAAAAGGCAGAAGCAGGGAGGGAAGUCUUCUAGAGUCAGAAUCGAAUGUAUCCCUGCUAAUUAUGCCUGUGACCUUGGCAAGUUCUUACUUUUCAGUUUUGUCCUUUGUAAAUCAGGAGUCAUUUGUGUCCCGCCCUCUGGGUGGUGGGUAGGAUCACUGCUCAGCCCACCCUUAGUAAGCACUCAGCCACUAAUAUGUUACCUUUAUUACUGCUUUACUGUUAUUGUACCUUGCUGUAAACUGAAUCUGGAAGAAAAUUCUACUUACUGCAAUUAUGAGAUGUCAUGUUUUCAAAGGAUUUUCAAAAUACUUUUUUUUCUGAUACAAAUAUUUGAUUUAUCUCUCUUUGUGAUUGAAUCUCAUUUCAAAUUUUAUUGACCACCACGACCUCUUUAUUUAAUCAAUAACUACUCAAAGAUGGAGAAAUGCAGUCACCAAUAUGACUUAUGUCACUUAAUUUUAACUACCAGGAGACCACGAACUGCUUGAGCCAGUCAUUUCAUCAGUUGUCCCUUAUUUACUGAGCACCUACUAUGUGCCAGGCAGGAAUGGGUUCUGGGAAAACAAUGGCAAAUAAGAAAAAAUCCCCUGCCCUCAAAGAGCCUGUGGUUUAAUGGCAACAUUACUUCUUACUCGUGUUUGUGUCCAUCUCACAUUGCAUAGUACCUGGCAUACAAUGCUGAUGCUCAAUCAAAGUGGGAUUGUUUUGGGUGAAUUGAGUGCAGCUUAACUGAAAUGGAAGUCCAGUGCUCUUUCUGGAAAUUUUCUUUAAAAAAAUAAGAUUUUUCCAUGAAAAGACCACCUUGUCUUUAUGUUUUAUUUAUUAACAAUCUCAAUCCAUCUGAUUGGAUGGAAAAAUGAAUCUAGCUGAUUACUGUUUUCUUGCUUUUUAAAGAAGCCCUUGGCUGUGACUCUAUUUAUAUAAAAUUGCAUGUGGUGUUUUGGUAUAUCAAGACAUGUUUAAAAGAAGGUUUUUCCAAAAUAUAAACCAAGGUUGGAGACUUGCUCUUGAACUUUACUGUACUUUACAGCAUGAUGAGUUCCUUCUCUAGUGUGCACAAAACUCCUGGUCUGCCCACAAACCAUCAGCCUUCCCUUCUACACCUCCAGAUAAAGAAGAAAGACAGUGGGUGGUGGGAUGGGAAGGAGGUGGCGAGAGGAAGUCAUAUUAGGUGCUUGGCUUUGUAUGGAACACUGUAUGUGUUUUUUGUUGUUUUUUUAAAUCACCUCUUACCUUUGAGGUAGAUAGUGUUGAUCACCUGUACAGAUAAGGAACCUAAGGCUCAGAGGUUAAGAAACUUUCUCAAGAAUAUUCAGUAGAGAGGUAGCAGAGUUAGGAUUUGAACCUAGGUUUGCCAACCCCAAGCUGCUGUAUAUGGGAACAAGAAUGCACCUCUUCUCUAUCUAAUAGAUAUUCUUGGCUAAGUCUUGCAAGAGUGAAAAUUCUCUUACUCCAAGCUGCUCUGGGCCAGGUGAGACAGAUCACAGGAAGUGGUAGGUUAAAAUGUGGCCCCUCUUGUGCUACUCCUGUGUUCAGCUCUCCUGGGGUGGGGCACAGCAGCUUGAUAGGAGUCAGCGUGGUCUGGAAUUCCCUCAAGUUUCCAUGGUUUCAGUUCCAGUACACAGAGUGCUACUCUCCUCCUGUAGAAAAUGAGAAACACUCCUCUUCUGAGUCUGUUUCUCAGAAUCUGUUAGAUGAGACGCAGAAGUUUUGUCUAGGUCUAGUUAGAAAUCUUGCAUCUUUGGUUUUCUUUCUUCAUCAGCUUCUUCAACUUUGAUUGCAUACAGAAUUCUAGGAUAUCUGUGACAAGAUAAUGGUACUUAGAGGCUCUGUGGUUGCUUUAAGACCUGUUGGCAUCCAAAGGAUAUGUUAACGUCCAUCUGCUUUCUACCAUAUCCCUCAAAACCCCAAAUUACUGUGCUAUCUCUGUUAUUUGUUGAGAAGUAUGUGACUCAGGGUUCUUUUAAUUGUUAGAUAUGAAAGAAAAUCCAACUGAAUUAAUCAUAUUUAUUGGUUCACAAAACCCAGCUAUCCAAGGCCAUCCAGCUUCAGGUAUAAUUUGAUUCAGAAGCUGGAACAGUGUUAUCAGGACUCCAUCUUCCUUUACCUGUGCAAGUGCUCUUCUGUGUAGUAUAUCCUGUUAUGUCUUAUGUAAUUGUUAGCUGUUCACCAAAUAUUUCCAGCUUUCUUCCUUUUGGGUAGGAUUCUGCUUCUCUGUCCCCUGAAGUUAGGUUUGGCAAUGUGAUUUACUUUUACCAAUAAAGUGUGGACAUAAGAGGCAUGUGGCACUUCUGGGCAGAAAGCUUUUAACAGCCAGUACGUUAUUUAUUAUGUCCCCCUCUUCCUACCAUGGCAAACAUUGAAGCAUGUAUCAAGAUGGGGUGGGCCUUCAUCCGCUUAGAUGCAUGAGUCACAGCAACGAGCAGACCUUCCCUGCUUGUCUACUAUGGACAUUUAAUGUGAGAGAGAAUUUUUGUUUUGCUAACUCACUGAGGUUUUAACAUUUUAUUAUAACAUAAUCCUUUCUAUCCUGACUAACAUACAUCCUCCAUGUUCAUAUACAAAUGAAAACAAAAGGAAUUUCUAUUCUGGUUGCUCAAAAAAGUGUCCUAGUAUUAACUCUGAAUAGCUAUGGUUAGUGAUGUUCCUAAUUUCUGAACGAAUCCUGUGUUCUGAUUGGCCAGGUCAAGGUCACAUCUUUAUCCUUGAGUCAGAGGGGAAAUCAGCCCACCCAAUGCUCAUGGGCAAAGUAAAAGAGAUGUAGGUACCCAAAAGAAAUAGUGAUAUCAGAAAAAUGGAGGAUGAGUGCUAGGCAAAUUAAAACAGCACAGGUCUUCUAUACGAUAAGAAAGGAAAAAUUUCUGCAGCAUUUUAUUUUUAUUUUGGAGCAGGCGUCGCAUUGUUAGACCUUUUAGAAGGUCAGUGUCUUUCUAAAGCUAUUGAAGAGAGUUUUAUGGUCUUCUUUAUUGCCAUGCUAUAAAUAGAUAUGUCAGGAAAAAAUUAUAAAUUUGAAGCCUAAAGUAGAAAUACCAUGUCAGCCCAUAUCCACUUGUCAGUAAUAAAGUAAAAGAUUAAAAUACGAAUGUGACUACCUUUCCUUUUCUCAAGUUUCUUCCACAGUAUCACCCAAAUUUCAGCCUUUAUUCAGCUUUAGGGAAGAUACCUCCAAUGAGAUGACAGGUCUGCCCUCUCUGUCUUUGGAUUCUUACAGCAAUUGAUCUGUCUACAUCUCACUGACAUUCAUUAAUUCUGCCUUUUAGGACUCAAGAUAAAAGCAAAUUUUGUACCACUUCCAUGUGUGUGGAAGCUUCUAGGAUGGACCUGGCACUAAGUAAAGAACAGGUUCUCACUGUAUAUUUUUAAAAAUUUAAAGAUACCCUGGCCCAGUCUUUUCUUCUUUGGGUUAAUCUUGUCAUGUUCUUUCAGUUUUUUCUUGAAUUAGUGUUUCUAAAUCUCCUAACUGUACUGUUUUCUCCUUCUUGUGCUCCAGUUUGUCUAUGUAUAUGAUUUGCUUCCAUUUAAAAAAAUUCAGUCUAUAAUCUCUGUCUUUUGUGUGUGUAGACCACUUACAUUUAUUGUAACUAUUGAAAUGUUUGGAUUUAGGUCUACCAUUUUAUAAUUUGUUUUCUGAUUAUUCCUUCUAAUUUUCAUUCUUCUGUUUUCCCUUUCCUGUGUUCUUUGGGGUUAUUUAAACAUUUUUUUAAUACUCCAUUUUAAAAACAUCAUGUUUGCCUAUUUCUGUUUGUAUAGUGUUGUUAGAGGUUGCUCUAGGGAUUAGAAUACACAUACUUAACAUGGUCUGUUUACAAUCAAUAUUUUACUACUUCAAGUGGAACAUGGAAACAUUACUCAUAUAUCUCUAAAUCUCUUUAUAUUGUAGUUCUCUCAUAUACUACAUUUAUAUACAUUAAAAACUCCAUUAGAUAAUGUGAUCAUUUUCAAUUUCAGUUUUCAAAACUAUUUCUGUUUUUCUUCCUUUAUUUCUGAUGUUCCAUUUUUCCUUCUGAUUUCCCUUCUAUCUGAAGAACUUCCUGUAGCAAUUCUCUUAAUUUUCUUUCAACUGAAAAUAGCUACAUCACCUUCAAUUCUGAAAAAAUGUUUUCAUUGAAUGUAUUUCUUUUCUCUCAGCCUUUAAAAAAUGUUCUACUUCCUUCUGGCCUCCAAGAGGUUCUAAUGAGAAAUCCACAAUUAUUCAAAUCAAAUUUCUGGCUUUUGGGCUGGAUUGAGUACAGGCUGGGAGGAAAACAAGAAGAAUGAUAUACUCACCACCAGUUUACUGAGACUUCAAAGUAUGGUUUUUUGCAUUCUGGGGUCAUGUGCUCUGCCCAGGUUUUCUACUUGCAUUCAGUGGGGGCGAAAAGAUGGAGUAUUGUAACUUCAACUUACCAGGAACCUCCAUGUGCAUCUGUUUUCGAGAUACAUAGUUCAACAGAAGCUGCUAACGCCCCUUUUAUGUUAACACUAUGUGUGGUAUGUGUGCAUAUUUGUGUGUAUUUAACAAAAUCUAACAUAGUCCUUAGUAUGUGCCAACCAUAGUUUUAGGUGCAAGUUAACUCAUUUAAUCCUCAUGACAGUCCCAUGAGAUGUGUAUAAUUAUUGUCCCAUACUUUACAAAUGAAGAAAUUAAAGGAAUGAAAGUUUAAGUAAUUUGACCAAGGUCACACAGCUAGUAAGUGGUGAAGCCAGGAUUCAAAUCCUCAGGGAAUCUGGUUUCAGAGUCUGGCUCCUAACCAUUACACUAAGCUGCCUUUAAUUAACUAUGAUUAUGUAAUAAUUAUACUAAAACAGUGAGAAGAAAUAAUGCCUUCUCACAACAGUGAGAAGAAAUAAUUUCUUACAACAGUGAGAAGGAAUAAUGCCUUCUCACAAUAGUGAGAAGAAAUAAUGUCUCAUUGUUAUUGACCACUUUCUAUAUCUUUGUUUUAUUCCAGCCACUUUAUACACAUUAUCCAAUAAUAAAUGUGUUCAUUUGUCCAAUUUUUAUUGAGAAUUAUGUCAGGUACUGUGCUGGGUGCUAAGGUUCCAGAAGUGAACAAGACAAACCUGCCCUGGUGGAGGCUACAUUCUAGUAGGAGGAAGUCAUGAAACAAAUGACUCACGUAUACCUAUGUGAUUGCAGCUGUGAAAACUGUCAUAGAGGAGACUGUUAGGAGAACAUUCUAGUGGGGUUUCUAAAUUAGUCUACCAGUCAGGAUAAGACAGAUUAUUUUGAAAUAACAACCUUGACAUUUCAAUGGCUUAAAACAAUGAAAACUUAUUUCUUGCUUAUGCUACAUGUCUAUGAGAAGUAGGCUGAGAGUUCUGUUCUCCAUCAGUAUUUUUGUCCCCCUUACUCCAGGACACAGGCAAACAGAGCCGCCACUAACAAGCACAUGGCCAUUUUCAGGACAGGAAAAGAAGUAACACAGUAGCUUCUGCUCAUAUUUCAAUGGCCAAAGUAAGGGUUAUGGUCCCUCCUAACUUAUAGGGGCUAGGAAAAGUGCAGUCCUACCGUGCCUGAAAGAAGAAAACCAGAAAUAUUUGAGGAGUGGCACUAAGAUCUGCCAGUCUGGUUUUGAGGUCAGGAAAGGGUUCCUUAGGAGGCAAUGUUUGAGUUGAAUUCUGAAGCAAAAGGCGAAGGGAUUGGGGUGGGGAGUAGAUGGAAGCACAAAAUGUGACUAAUGUGGUAGAGUAACUCAAGGCCUUGUAUGCCAAUUUAAGGGUUUAAUAUUCAUCCUAAGAGCUAUGAGAAGCCAGUAAGAGACUUUAAGAGGGAAUCAUAAGAUUUAUAUUUUAUCUGGGAUCCUAUGGCUAGUGUGGAGAAUAGAUGAUGGUGGGAAUAGGGGUGGGGAAUGCAUAAGGAAAAACCAGUGAGGAAGCCAUUGUCCUAAUGUAGGCUGGAGAAGAUGGAGGCUUGAUUUAGGCAUCAACAGUUGAGAGAAGUGGGUAUAUUGAAGAAACAGGGUUUCCAGAUUGAUGGGAUAAUCCUCCAAGAUCCCUUGAGGAAUCUAUUAUUAUUAUCCCCAUUUUCUCAGUGAGGAAAGUAGGGUUUGGAGAAAUAAUAGAGUUCAGCUAUUGAGUGGCAAACCAGUGAUUCAAACCUGAGCCUGGUGCUAAAACCUGUGCUCUUAACUACCAUGUCACACUACUUCAGUCAAAUGUUUUGAGAAGCAUUAUUUUAUGUCCUGUAAUGGAGAAAGGAUGCAAAUUUUUAGGGCUUCUACUUGGUGCAAAUGCAUCUGGCAGAUAGACCCUUUGAUGGCAGAUGUCAUGACUUACUGUUCUCUGCUCACCUUAGAGCCAUACCAGCUAUGCAAUAAAUCCCAGUUGAGUUUAUAUUGAUGAGGUGUUAAAGUCA
Molecule: messenger RNA, 13220 nt
Organism: Pongo pygmaeus (Bornean orangutan)
Lineage: Eukaryota; Metazoa; Chordata; Mammalia; Primates; Hominidae
Gene: SCFD2
Product: sec1 family domain containing 2
Exons: 6
Coding region: 172-1839 (555 amino acids)
Biological process (GO): vesicle-mediated transport
Source: RefSeq, a predicted model, not a curated record